CUGCCGGGCAUGAGCUUCCGGGCAUGAUCUGCCAGGCAUCGUGCCACGUGGCGUCCUCGCCCAUGGCGGCCCUCCGUGCCCUUCACGUGGACUCUCUGCGCGCCUCCACUGGGGCUGCAACGCCACCGCCACAUGAGUGGGCGCUGCGUCUCGCUGCGUCACAUGCCAGCAGCGCACGUGCAGCAGAGGGCGGCAGAAGCCAUCUCCCAUCCCACGGAUCGCCUUUCCUCCGUGCCGCCUGCUCGGAUCUGCUCGCACUGUUGCUUGAUGGGGAG
Closterium sp. NIES-65 is the source of this 275-nucleotide messenger RNA. Lineage: Eukaryota; Viridiplantae; Streptophyta; Zygnematophyceae; Desmidiales; Closteriaceae. The record is from the annotation of a GenBank genome assembly.